Molecule: messenger RNA, 6869 nt
Organism: Loxodonta africana (African savanna elephant)
Lineage: Eukaryota; Metazoa; Chordata; Mammalia; Proboscidea; Elephantidae
Gene: PBX1
Product: PBX homeobox 1
Exons: 8
Coding region: 5587-6636 (349 amino acids)
Biological process (GO): neuron development; eye development; regulation of transcription by RNA polymerase II
Cellular component (GO): nucleus
Molecular function (GO): DNA-binding transcription factor activity, RNA polymerase II-specific; RNA polymerase II cis-regulatory region sequence-specific DNA binding
Source: RefSeq, a predicted model, not a curated record
GUAGCUUGUGAGCGGCUACAUAGACACUCAUAGGUAUAAACACACCAGAGAGGGCCACCUCGUGUGUGUAUUGUUUGUACUUUUUCCCUUUGAUAAGCUGUCAUCUGUGGGUACCGCUCGGGGAUUUGAUCGCCGUGAUCUCUCGACCCUGUGGAAGACAUUAAACACCCUCCCAGACCCUUUGCUUUGCCGCUGUUUCUGAACCUUUCUCUCUCCUUUAAUGAGAAUUUCUCCUAAUUAUUUCAGUGGCUACAGCAGAGGGGACCGCAGUGUACUUAGAUCUCGAUACUGGGACGUGACUGUUAUGCUGAUCAAGGCAGGAGAUCAAUAAUUUAGGCCCCGGCUUUAAUGGCAAAGCUGAGAGCUUAAGUGUCUGCAUUCAGGUUGAGUCUUAGUGGUUCCUGGAGUAUUAAUGAUUUCCAUAGUGUUUCUCCCCUUUCUUCUUAAGCUGCAGCUGAUCGGCCUUCUCCUAUCGGCUGUUAUAUUUAUAAAAAGAUAUCUGCCUCCCCUUUCUGUACAUGUGCCUGUGUAGCACAAAAGUGUGCAGAGACAAGCCUGUGCGUCUUAUGUAUUUCUGAUUGUUCACAAAGGUAUGUACACACAUCCGCACACAGAGAUUGCUAUUUUUAUUCCUAUCUAGGGAAGAGUCCUCAGGCACAUUGUCUUGGCUUUGGGGCUACCCAAAUUUGUCCUUUCAAAAUUCAUCUGGUAAGCGCGCAGCCACUUCAAAGGCAUGGGUAAAACGUCAUCGUUUCUUCUUCUCCUUUUUUUUCUUUAUUCUCUAAUUUCCCCGUCUGUCAUAAAACCACAAUUGUACUUAAAGGGAAAACACCAAAAUGCUGUGCUUGCUCAGAUGUGGGCAUGCUUGGUGUGUGUAUUAAAAUUCUAAGUUACUCUACGGCGUCAUUCCUUGUGGAAAUUCAGAAAACCUAUUUGGGCCCCAACAAAUUUAUAUAGUACGUACAUACUGACCAGACAGAUUAAUGCUUGGACAUGGAAAUGAUCGUAACACAUGAGAUGUUUUAAAGUUGAAAAAGAAGAAAAAACCUAGCUCAGUUAAGGGAUCCCAGUUAAUGGGAACAUUGGUCACUGGGAUCUUAUCACCUGCAAUAGUGUAAGGUUGUAAAUAAGAAAUCGGCAUUAUUCCCAAAGGGUCAGAGUGGGCUGGGAGAAACCAGAGCCUUGAUGCCUCCCUAAGGGGAGUGUAACCUGCCCGCUGUCAGUCCGCCCUUCAAGGCCCACAGCUUCCCCCCAGUAACUUUUGUCAAUCUACUAUCUCUGGCUCUUUUUUUCCUGCAAAGUUAUUGACGUCUUACACUUAACCCCUAUUAAUUGCUUAUGUUUUCACACUGUAAAUUCAGUAAUGAAAGCCUUUGUUUCAACCCUCAGCUUCCCAGGUGAAAGGAGCUGCCAAGGGAAUGUGGUGUGAUUUCACACUGAUCUACCGGCAUGUGCUGCGCCCAGCCACUAGGGGGCAAAGCAGCAGACUUGGGCCUUGCAUGGUUUCUGGAAGAGUCUGGCUUGUCCAUGGUUACAAAAGCACAGCAAUAGCUGAUAGUUUAUUUGUUUUUCAUUGUAGGGAAAGUGCACAAGGGAGCUGUGAAUUACUACCAGUGUUUUACACAUGGGGAACCUGGGGCACAGAGAUGAAGUGGCUCCCAGAUGAAAACAGAACAUUGGUACAUAUUGUAGUUUCCAGAGAGGAGACGGUUCCCAUCCAGUUGACCUUUUGCCAUGUGUCCGUGUUUGUUUACUUUUAGCCAUCAAUUCCUGGUAGCCUCAGUCUCUGCUUCUCACUUCAUUAAGCUUGGGGUUUCCUAAUGUCACAGGAGAUGGUAUUGUUUUUGUGUCCCUAAGAAGCUUAUUUCCAGAACAGAUUUCCUUUCUUGGCAUUGUCAAGUCUGGUUACCCUGGGUUCAUGACUUAUUCCUAGACAAAGAGGAAGGAGGGGUUGACCUCUACCUCAAAGAGCAUUCUCAUGUUUUUAAUACAGCUCUAGUUGCUUCUGGGAUUUAGGUAUCCAAACAGUUAGUUUUAAGGGGCUUUGGUGGCACAAUGGUUAAGCACUCAGCUGCUAACCAAAAGGUCCGCAGAUGAAACUCACCAGUGGUUCCACAGGAGAAAAGACCUGACAACCUGCUCCAGUAAAGAUUCCAGUCUAGGAAUCCCUAUGGGUCAGUUCUAUUCUGUCCUAUAGAAUCGCCAUGAGUUGGAAUUGACUCAACGGCACCCAACAACAACAGCUAGAACAACACAACAAUAGUUAGUUUUGUUUCCCUUGUUCUUUAUUUUUCUUCACUCUGCCAAGGUCAUCAUUGUUUUUGCUAAGUUGGGGUAUUAGACCUGCAUUUUUGUAAUUAGCACCAAGAAAUCUUUUCCAGUUAGAGAGACAGCUUAGGGUCUUGGAGCAAAAACUAGGAGUCAAGGAGUCCUGAGAAAACUCCAAAUAGCAUGGAAUGUCCUGGAUAAUUCUGUAGUGGAGGAAUUAAUUCUGAACCACUAAGUACCAUUAAGAACUUGAUGCCAACUAAAUAGGCAGAAAUUUUUUACAGAUGCUGCCAGAAUUUAGAAACCACCCCGUGUGCCAUAGCUUCAGGGGAGCUGAGCUACCAGUUCUAAUAAACUAGAGAAAAUGAAGAAACACUUAAAAGUCUGAAUCCAACUGGCCCAGACCUACCAGAGACCAAUGAUGAUAGUAGAUGGUCAGAAGAGGAAACCAUAGGCCUACCCACUUGCAAGGGUCUUUAAACUUGAUGGAACCAGUGCUGUGAUUUCCUGGUACCCAUGAAAAUAUCCCCUUCCUUUGACAUGAUGCUUUUACCCUUUGCCAAAUGCUUUCACAUCCAUAUUCCUGUUUGAUCCUGACAACAGCCCUAGGAGAUUGGCAAGGGAAAUAGGAUUAACCCUAUUUUCAGGUGAGGAAAUUGAGACUUAGAGGUCUAGAAUGGCUUGUCUAAUGUUCCACAGCUCGCCAAUGGCAGAACCAUGUCUUUAACUCCUGGUCCUGGGCUGAUAGAUGAUCUUAUCAGAUCUUUUCCAAGGUGUUUGGAUGAAAAAUUCUAAAACAGUUUCAUCUGUGGCAAUGAAUCAAAAUAAAAGGUUCCUUCUAGGCCUUUACAGCCCUUAGCAUUAAAGAGAACAGGAAGGUUCUUCCUCGUAGAUGUAUUAAUAAUAAUAAUUGAUGUAUUAGCAAUAAUAAUUGUUAGUCUAUUCCUGGCCAGUGUAUCUCAUGCACAGCCACCAUCGGUCAGCCAGUGGAGGCUGUAUGUUGCUGUGAUGUGCAACAGGUUUCAGUGGAACUUCCAGACUAAGAUGGACUAGGAGAAAAGACCUGGCGAUCUACUUCUGGAAAACGUAUGGAUCACAAUGGUCCAGUCCCCAAGCUGGUCAUGGGAUGGCAUAGGACCAGGUAACAUUUUGUUCUAUUGUGCAUGGGUUCGCUAUGAGUCAGGGGCAAACUCCACAGCAGCUAACCACGACGAUACCCUCCUAGCUCCUCGCUGGUGGAGGCACAGUCUUUGCCCGCUCUAGCCAACGCCUCCUUCCCUAGCACCAUUCAGGCUGGAACCAGCUAGAACCAGAUCUGCUUGAGCAUGAGGGGCUUUCUUCAACCACCAGCAGCAUCAGGAAUUAUUCUGACGUAUCCUGUGCAUCGGCUGCCCUGCUGGCACAUUGGUUAAGUGCUCAGCUGCUAACCAAAAGAUCGGCAGUUUAAAUCUACCAGCUGCUCCUUGGAAACCCUAUGGAGCAGUUCUACUCUGUCCUAUAGGGUCACUAUGAGUCAGAAUUGAUUCAAUGGCAAUGAGGUUUUCAUCCUGUGCAUCAGCCUGCCCACCCCACCUGCUCACCAUUAUGAGGGUCCAUUCACUUCUUUGGCUUUUGUUCCCAUGCCCUCCACUUGUAACUGCCAAGUCCUUAACCAGCUAUCACUCAUACCAUCUAGAAUGAGCCCUGGCACUGUGACUCAGACCACCACCUGACAUUAGGACCCACCUGCCUUCUUGGUGCUAUAUCCACUGUGCCCACUCAGGUGAAAACUUUUAAGCAAAUACUGGUGGGGAUUGGACCCGAAACUUCCACCUUCCUUUAGACUAUGAGUUGGAAUCGACUCGACGGCACUGGGUGGGUUUUUUUUUUUGGUCAGAUUAGGCUUGGGACUUUUUAUGUGCCCCUGUUUUUCUGGUCUGUUUGUUGGAUCCCUCUCCUUUGUUCUUGCAGUUGGAGCCUGGUAACCUCUCCCCCUCUUUUUUUAACAAAACCUGUCCCAUCAGGCCUUAUUCUUAGGGCUGUGCUAUUUGCAUUUGGCAUAAAUUGGUGCAGUUUGCAGUUCUUGAGCCCACUUUGAUGGAAGAAAGCUGAAUUGAAGUAUCGCACUGUAUAGAGGGGAAGAGGAGGGAAAAGAGGGGGUUCCCAUUCUUCCUGCUGUUAUGGGUCAGUCUUUGAGUUGACUUGGAUAAACUCCAUGGGCCCAUGAAGUGUUUUUAUAACCACUGCUGUAUUUGCCCAGUCCAGAUACUUUCAAUUCCCUCUCUGUUUUCAGAUUUCAUCCUGAACAAGCAGACCCCUUAGGGUACUGGAUUUGGGUAGCAGGAGUGGAAUAGGGCUGGCUGAAGCUAACAAAGAACGGGGCUGAGGGUGAACCAAGGUAUGACAUUAAGUUCAAAGCCAGUUAGGCCAUAGUGUUAAAUCAAGGGGGCAAGGCCAAGAGGCAGGGUCAUCAAUGAAGAUGGAAAUCAGAGCUCCAGGCUGAAGCAAGAUGAUUCCUAGGGAUAGGAAGAGACAGAAACUCAAGCCCUGGAGCUUGGCCACUGCAUGUGCAGAAUUUUCAGUUGAGGAGGGUUUCUGGUUCAGACAUCAAGCCUUGAAAUGUACUACAGUGAAAUGUUAAGGAGGACAACCUCUAGAGCUACACUGCCUGCAUUCACUGCCUGGCCCCCAACCUUCUGGCUAAGUUGAACAAGUUACUUAACUGUUCUGCUUAAAGUGUUAGCUUUGUUAUUGUUAUUUUUAAAGAGCCAAGGGUGACUCACUCCUUAGCUGCUCUGUCUCCCAAAAGCUUUAACUCUGACCCUUAAGCUAGGGGCUGAGGUCUGCCUUAAAGGGGCCUGCUGCUCUACAUGGACCUUCUUUCAAAACCAAGUGUAUGACUGCCUGGGCAUUUUUAUUUUUGCAUAAAACUGUCAGGCUCAUCUGAUCAUCAUUAUACCUAUUUGGUUGCUGCAGUUUUGAUUCCUGGCCUAGUUUCUACCCCUUUUCCAAUUGGAAGUUGCUGCUAAGAUCUCAACAUGGCUUUUAGCCAAGCUCUCAUGGAUGACGGCAGAUAAGAAUUAUCUUUUAUGCAUAUACUGCCUCUUCGUUUAUAAAGUGCAUUUAUGAGUACCAUUUACUCACAGUUUUGAAGGGUGUUGUGGGAUCCUUAGGAGCCCUGGUGCCACAGGGGUUAAAAUGCUCAGCUGCGAACCAAAAAGUUGGCAGUUCGAACCCACGGAUUACUCCUCCCGAGAAAGAUAUGACAGUCUACUUCCGUAAAGAUUUACAGCCUUGGAAACCUUAUGGGGCAGCUCUGCUCUGUCCUGUAGGGUUGCUAUGAGUUGGAAUCAGCUCAAAGUUUUGAGUAUCCGGGGAGCGCAGGAAGAGGAGCCAACAGACCCUCAGCUGAUGCGGCUGGACAACAUGCUGUUAGCAGAAGGGGUCGCGGGCCCCGAAAAGGGCGGUGGGUCGGCGGCAGCGGCAGCAGCAGCAGCGGCUUCUGGAGGGGCAGGUUCAGACAACUCAGUGGAGCAUUCCGAUUACAGAGCCAAACUCUCACAGAUCAGACAAAUCUACCACACAGAGCUGGAGAAAUACGAGCAGGCAUGCAACGAGUUCACGACCCACGUGAUGAAUCUCCUGCGAGAGCAAAGCCGGACCAGGCCCAUCUCCCCGAAGGAGAUUGAGCGGAUGGUCAGUAUCAUCCACCGCAAGUUCAGCUCCAUCCAGAUGCAGCUCAAGCAGAGCACGUGUGAGGCUGUCAUGAUCCUGCGUUCCCGGUUCCUGGACGCACGGCGAAAGAGACGGAAUUUCAAUAAGCAAGCUACCGAAAUCCUGAAUGAGUAUUUCUAUUCCCAUCUCAGCAACCCUUACCCCAGUGAGGAAGCCAAAGAGGAGUUAGCGAAGAAGUGUGGCAUCACAGUCUCCCAGGUAUCAAACUGGUUUGGAAAUAAGCGAAUCCGGUACAAGAAGAACAUAGGUAAAUUUCAAGAGGAAGCCAAUAUUUAUGCUGCCAAAACGGCUGUCACUGCUACCAAUGUGUCAGCCCAUGGAAGCCAAGCUAACUCACCCUCAACUCCCAACUCAGCUGGUUCUUCCAGUUCUUUUAACAUGUCAAACUCUGGAGAUUUGUUCAUGAGCGUGCAGUCACUCAAUGGGGAUUCUUACCAAGGGGCCCAGGUUGGAGCCAACGUGCAAUCACAGGUGGAUACCCUUCGCCAUGUUAUCAGCCAGACAGGAGGAUACAGUGACGGACUCGCAGCCAGUCAGAUGUACAGUCCGCAGGGCAUCAGUGCUAAUGGAGGUUGGCAGGAUGCUACUACCCCUUCAUCAGUGACCUCCCCUACAGAAGGCCCUGGCAGUGUUCACUCUGAUACCUCCAACUGAUCUCCCCGCAAUCGCAUCCCGGCUGACCCUGUGCCCCAGUUGGGGCAGGGGCAGGAGGGAGGGUUUCUCUCCCAACGCUGAAGCGGUCAGACUGGAGGUCGAAGCAAUCAGCAAACACAAUAAGAGUCUCCUUCUCUUCUCUUCUUUGGGAUGCUAUUUCAGCCAAUCUGGACACUUCUUUAUACUCUCUUCCCCCCUUUUUUUUUCUGGGUAGAAGCCACCCUUCCCCUGCC